Molecule: messenger RNA, 465 nt
Organism: Scomber japonicus (chub mackerel)
Lineage: Eukaryota; Metazoa; Chordata; Actinopteri; Scombriformes; Scombridae
Product: dual specificity protein phosphatase 13-like
Exons: 2
Coding region: 1-465 (154 amino acids)
Biological process (GO): negative regulation of MAPK cascade; protein dephosphorylation
Cellular component (GO): cytoplasm
Molecular function (GO): protein tyrosine/serine/threonine phosphatase activity; MAP kinase phosphatase activity
Source: RefSeq, a predicted model, not a curated record
AUGUGGUGUUUCUGCAGGUCUGUGGCACGAGACAAAGCCACGCUCUCGUCUCUGGGUGUAACUCACAUAGUGAAUGCUGCAGCAGGUCGACACCGCAUUAACACAGGUCAGCAGUUCUACAGUGACCUUGAAGUGGAGUACCAUGGUGUUGAAGCUGCAGACCAUCCCGAGUUUGAACUUCGACCUUUCUUCAGCACCGCUGCUCAGUUCAUAGACAGCGCUCUGAAGAAAAACGGGAAGGUGUUUGUCCACUGUGCCAUGGGCAUCAGUCGAUCUGGAGCACUUGUUUUAGCAUAUUUAAUGAUCUGCCAGGGCCUGUCAUUGGUGGAGGCCAUCCUCGCUGUGCGUCUGACCCGAGACAUUUGCCCCAACUCUGGAUUUCUGGAGCAGCUCAGACAACUGGACCUGAGUCUCAGUCCAAAGAGCAGAGAGAUCACAGAGGAUGACCACAACAAUGUGUCCUGA